AUGUUUAUGGUCAUCCUGAAGCUAGACGGGAACCCCAUCUUGCCCCCAAUGUACACUUUUCAUACUGACCGCGAACACAGGUGGGUUUUUCCUAUAAUAAACAAAGGAAGAAAGCAAAUUCUGAAAGAAGAAGAUUUACACAAAGCCUCUCAAUAUCACACCUCACAGUAUCUUGGGGAUCUACUUCAAAAAGAAUGGAAAAAAGAAUCACAGAAAAAAAAUCCGAGCAUACUGAAAGCUGCCUUACGUUUUGUUGGUUGGAAAUACUUGAUUGUAAUACUACUUGUACUAAUUCAGGAAACAGCUUUAGUUGCAGGUCAAGCUUAUUUAGUAGGAUCGGCAGUACAUUAUUUUGAAAACAGACAAGAAUGGAAUCACUACAACGUUUAUGUUACAAUUGCAGGAUUCUUUGCUGUUACUGCGAUUUAUUUGUUUACGUAUAAUACUAAUCUGUUUAUGACAGAAUAUUAUUCAAUGAAACUGAAAAUAGCAUUCUGCACUCUUGUUUAUAAAAAGGCAAUUAGGUUAAGUUCUUCUUCUCUGGAAAAAUCAAAUGUGGGACAAAUGGUAAAUCUUCUAGCUAAUGACGUCGGCAAAUUCCAGAACAAAGUUUUCUCCGUUGCAUCUCUAUUUACAGCGCCUUUCUUUAUCAUUUUUUCGAUACUGAUGUUAUGGCAAUAUUAUGGAUGGACUAUUUUAAUAGGAUAUUUGGUAGUAUUUCUCUUCGUUCCUAUACAAUUUGCUUUGAGUAAAAUAUAUUCAAAAUUGAGAUUACAAGCAGCUAUUUUGGCAGACGAAAGAUUGAAUUUGUUGAACGAAAUGAUUGCUGAUAUGAAAUUAAUUAAAAUGUACACCUGGGAAUUGCCAUAUGCUGCAUUAAUAGAAAAAACCAGGCUGAAAGAAAUGAAAACAAUUCGAAUGUUUUUAUAUGUAAGCGGAAUAUCACACAUAUUGUCGUAUCCUAUAUCAAAAUUAUUUAUUCUCCUGUCAUUUGUCGCAAUUUUAUUAAAUGGAGGAGAAUUAAAUGCCAAAAUUGUGUUUGUCACAAUGCUUUAUUCCCUGUACGUUUUUGUCGGCAUUAUUGGUUUAUUUUCUCAAGCAAUGGGUUUUGUUGCAGAAAUAUUGGUUUCAUUGAAGAGGAUACAGGUGAUGCUAACACCAAUUCCUUCAUUGAACAAUUACAACAAAUCGUUGAUGAUUUCCAGAAUACCUACUUGA
This is a messenger RNA of Centruroides sculpturatus (bark scorpion), 1218 nucleotides long. Its product is annotated as multidrug resistance-associated protein 4-like. Gene Ontology annotation, cellular component: membrane. Gene Ontology annotation, biological process: transmembrane transport. The transcript is spliced from 9 exons. Lineage: Eukaryota; Metazoa; Arthropoda; Arachnida; Scorpiones; Buthidae. The coding region runs from base 1 to 1218 and encodes 405 amino acids. The record is from RefSeq and is a predicted model, not a curated record. Gene Ontology annotation, molecular function: ATP binding; ABC-type transporter activity.